GCAUGGCUGCGCCCAUAUGAUGAAGACGUAGUAUUUUAAUCAUUGUGAAUGAUGUUAUAUAAACCACCAAAAAGAAGUAUUUUAAACCCAUUCAACCUUGAUACAGGUUACAAAUGGGAAAGAAGGCUUCGGUGGAUGUAUAUAAUAUUUGCAUGGAAUGCUCUCGGUGGACUAAUCUAUCUAAAGUGGUCGGGGAAGUUUAAGAAGAUACAGGAGGCAGAUGCGUACAGUUCAGGCGACGGUGAAAGAACUGGAGCAGAAGAACUAAAACUCGUGAAACAAUUAAGGCCCGUUGAAAGAUAUGCACUGCAACAUAGUGGUGACUCAGAAAAGAAGAAGAUAAUGACAGUUAAUUGGUAUGGUCAGAAAAAACAAGAAUGGACAUUGCAAGAUACUAAAAAUAAGCUGAAAGGGAUGACUGAAGAACAGAACGAAAAAGAUCAAGGGAAAAGCUAAACUUGAUUUUCUGGUAACCAUAUACACUGAACGAUUACAACUAUUGAAAACGUACAUUGCAGUAACUAGUAAAAGACAUGGCAAACCUUUGUCAAAUUUCGGGGAUGGGAAACUUUAGCUUCAUUAUGAACAUAAGGAAGCUGUGGAAUGCAAACUGCCGUAUGUUUGUGAUGGACUGCAGUCAAAAACAGUGUGAGAAAGGCUUGGGUCCUAAUAACUCCACAGUUAAUGCACAGCACACACGUGGCAGGAGUAGAAGCAACCAACCACUUUUUACAGACACCGAGUUGCUUGGAUCAAAUUCAUGUGCCUAUGGUCAGCAUAAGCCGAAACAUUACGUUUCAUUGUGUAAUGAGACUUAUUACGAUGAUGAGGAAGUGUGGGCUUGUAGGAAGAAGAAUGGCGUUUUGUUGGAUCCACCUGACAUAGAUAUCGAGUAUCUGUGUGAACCCAGCAAUCUUGAAGAAAUCGAGCGCAAUAUCAUUGCGAGAAAAGGCAUUGGCAACAUCACACUACUGCAGCAAUUGUACGAAGAGAUACAGCAGCUGGGAGAAAAAAUGGUGAAGUCCCUAAUGACGCAGGAUAGCCGGGAAUCCACUGAGAAGAGAAUGAAUGAACUUACUGAGAAGUUCAACAAAGAGGCCCUCGUGAUUCCAAACAGGACUCAUCCCGAUGUUGUGCUAAGUGAGGAUGCAAUGCCUCGUAUCGUUGAGACAUGCGGCGUAAAACCGACGUUCGCAUUCCAACCCAAGACACUCGAGCAGUUAGCAAAGGACCUAGAUGGGCUGCGCAUGGACAACCUCGGGAAUUUAACGGGUCCAAGAACGUACUAUCUGAAAAACAGCUUUGCUGAAAUGGAGUCGGCACUCACCCGGUUCACAGUCGAUCACCUAAAGUCAAAGGGCUACGUGCUUAUGUCCGUGCCUGACCUGCUUCACCCACAGGUGAUUGACGCUUGCGGGAUGCCGGUUACGGGAGAUCGAUCCCAGGUCUACCACAUCGACAAGAAUCGACAUGGCCGUGACCUCGCGCUGUCAGGCACUGCCGAGAUGGCGCUCGCCGGUUAUCACGCAAACAGGAGCUUCCCGCUAUACAGUCUUCCCCGCCAGCUGCAGGCCGUGAGCCGUUGCUUCCGCGCCGAGGUGUCACACUCGCUCAACGAGAAGGGGCUCUACCGAGUGCACCAGUUCACGAAGGUGGAGAUGUUCGGUGUGACGGCUGCGGAGGCGGGAGACGAGAGCGAGAAGCUGCUAGAUGAGAUGCUCUCUAUACAGAAGCAGCUGUACAAAACCCUCGGCUUGCACUUCGUCGUGCUCGACAUGCCGUCGCAUGAGCUCGGUGCGGCCGCAUAUAGAAAAUAUGACAUAGAGGCAUGGAUGCCAGGCAGGGGGUGCUUCGGAGAAGUGUCGAGCACGUCAAACUGCACGGACUACCAGAGCAGGCGGCUGCACGUUCGCUACUCGGUGCCAUCAGGCGAGCAGGUCUACGUGCACACAGUGAAUGGGACAGCCUGCGCAGUGCCCCGCAUGCUCAUCGCCAUCAUAGAAACUUACCAGCAGGAGGAUGGCAGUGUGCGGAUACCAGAAGCCCUUCAGUCCUACAUGAGGGGCCAGACAGUGAUGGCAAAACCUGCAAAGCGGGUCGACAUGCGCUGGCUCAAGUAUAGGUCACAGCAUUGAGCAUAUAGAUGAGUGACCAUGUGGCUAAACUAGUGUAAUUAUGAGAGUUAGUGGCAAGUCAGUAUUGAAUGGAUAUUAAUAGCUUCAGGCACAGUUUGGCUUUGAAUUGUUUUAAAGUGGAUAAACCUCGCAGCUAGAUGCAUAUAUAUACCUACUGUGAGCUCGCCUAUGUUGCAAAAAUUCAGUACAACUUAUUUGUAUUGCCACGUUCGCAACGUUUCUUCAUAAAAUCUAAACGAAAUUACUUCUCUUCCGAAAGUAGCACCACAGUGAUGUUUACACAUCCGGGACACAGCGGAGCAAUCGGCUCGAUUAAUUAACAGUUGUAUGUUCUAUGAUAAAACAAGUUAUAAUUCAUUAUUCGAUGUUUACAAAAUUGUGAAAUUUGUUUAAGUCAUAUCAUUAUCUAUAUUACUUAUGCAAUCAGGAAACAUAUAUAGUGUUUUCGUUCCAGGAACUAUUUCCACUAGCGUAGGACUACUGCUAGCUGUGUGACAUUACCUCGUCCAACAUGAUUUUGAAAAUCCCAAUGUUUGUAGCACUUCUCUGGCUCAAUGAGAACAUUUCGUGAUGUUUGCACACUGCAGGUAUGCUCACUGCAGGUAUGCUCACAGUAGGUCUAUAUAGGCUUUUUGUUGCGAGGUAGAUUUUACGAUGUAGAUUGGAGCAUGUACUCUUUGAGAGUUACAUAGUUACAAAAGAGCUAUGGCCCCAUUAUUGUUUAUAUUCUGUAUUUAACUAAAGAAUAACUCAUUAUGCCUUGUUACUUUACUGAUUUUGAGUGAGUUGGUAGCAUUCAAUAUGAAUAUUGUUAGGACCCAAAAAAUAAAACAAAACCAAUGUUGAUUAAAAUCUUUAUUUUAAAAACAAA
Molecule: messenger RNA, 3006 nt
Organism: Priapulus caudatus
Lineage: Eukaryota; Metazoa; Priapulida; Priapulimorpha; Priapulimorphida; Priapulidae
Product: serine--tRNA ligase, mitochondrial-like
Exons: 3
Coding region: 534-2135 (533 amino acids)
Biological process (GO): mitochondrial seryl-tRNA aminoacylation
Cellular component (GO): mitochondrion
Molecular function (GO): serine-tRNA ligase activity; ATP binding; tRNA binding
Source: RefSeq, a predicted model, not a curated record